Molecule: messenger RNA, 2803 nt
Organism: Polypterus senegalus (gray bichir)
Lineage: Eukaryota; Metazoa; Chordata; Cladistia; Polypteriformes; Polypteridae
Product: pantothenate kinase 1
Exons: 7
Coding region: 261-1586 (441 amino acids)
Biological process (GO): coenzyme A biosynthetic process
Cellular component (GO): cytosol; nucleus
Molecular function (GO): pantothenate kinase activity; ATP binding
Source: RefSeq, a predicted model, not a curated record
UGGAGGUUUGGCAUUCGGCAGAGCGUGGAAGGAGAAAUGACCGACAGUGACCUCGCUCGGUGUGCGCUUUAGUGGAUAGCGCAUUGUAUUCUGUCGUUUGCAAAGCAGCAGAUGAAUACUUCAUCAGUAACCUUGAGCUUCCAGCGUGUGAUGCAUGCAAACCUUGAGUUAAACUCUCAACAUACAAACACGGAGGAGUGCGGGGCUGCGUGGUGUUUUAUUUUUCUCUCUCAAUUCUCAGUUCACCUCUGGCUUUAAUUAUGGAAAAAGCAAAAUCCAUACUUGAUCAGAAGACAUCACCUCCGUGCUAUAUAAAUGGAGUACAGAAUGGAUUCCACACGCAGCCUCACAACAAUGGAACCUACGGCGCCAGUGGCCUGGGAAGUACAGAAAAUUUCCACCAUCUUCAUCAGGAAUCGCAAAGCCAUGGAUCCCCGGCAAAGAAAUGCAGACUCAGAAGACGAAUGGAUUCAGGCAAAAGAAACCGACCGCCCUUUCCUUGGUUUGGGAUGGACAUUGGCGGGACCCUUGUGAAGCUAGUUUAUUUUGAACCAAAAGAUAUCACUGCUGAAGAAGAGCAGGAAGAGGUGGAAAAUCUCAAGAGUAUUAGGAAGUAUCUGACAUCUAACACAGCCUAUGGAAAGACUGGCAUUCGAGAUGUUCAUCUAGAAUUGAAGAAUCUAACCAUGUGUGGCCGAAAGGGCAACUUGCACUUUAUUCGCUUUCCUACCCAAGCAAUGCACAGAUUCAUCCAAAUGGGCAGAGACAAGAACUUCUCCAGCCUUCACACAACACUCUGUGCCACAGGUGGAGGGGCUUACAAGUUUGAGGAGGACUUUCGUACUAUGGCUGACUUGCAAUUGCAAAAACUUGAUGAACUAGACUGUUUGAUACAAGGCCUACUGUACGUGGAUUCUGUUCAUUUUAAUGGACAACCAGAAUGUUACUUUUUCGAAAACCCCUCUGACCCUCAGAAUUGUUUGAAGAGGCCAUGCUGUCUUGACAACCCAUUCCCAAUGCUCCUUGUGAACAUAGGAUCAGGGGUCAGCAUCUUGGCAGUUCAUUCCAAGGACAAUUAUAAGCGAGUGACAGGGACCAGUCUUGGAGGAGGAACAUUCCUUGGAUUGUGCUGUUUACUAACUGGCUGUGAGACAUUUGAAGAAGCUUUGGAGAUGGCAGCCAAGGGUGAUAGUACUAAUGUGGAUAAACUUGUGAGGGACAUCUAUGGUGGAGAUUAUGAGCGUUUUGGACUUCAGGGUUCUGCUGUUGCAUCCAGUUUUGGUCACAUGAUGAGCAAGGAAAAACGUGAUACAAUCAGCAAGGAAGAUCUUGCAAGAGCAACUCUUGUAACCAUCACUAACAACAUUGGCUCCAUUGCUCGGAUGUGUGCUGUAAAUGAGAAAAUAGACCGGAUUGUCUUUGUUGGGAAUUUCCUUCGAAUCAAUAUGGUGUCCACCAAAUUACUAGCAUAUGCAAUGGAUUUUUGGUCAAAGGGACAACUAAAAGCUCUGUUUCUGGAACAUGAGGGAUAUUUUGGAGCUGUUGGAGCCCUUUUAGAGCUCUUGAAGAUGACUGAUGACCUCUGAGCCAGAACCUGGAACAACAUCCAACUAACCUGUACAUGAAUAAGCUGCUUAUAGACUUAAGAAAGCCACAUCCCCUGGCAGGAAAGGGCAUUUUUGUACUUUCAAUGUGUAAAUAUUGUUAAUUAUUUUAGAUAGUUAAUCUAAGUGUAAAUCUUUUUAUCAUAUGGUGCAAAUAAGUUGAAAUGAGAUAACUUCAAGAAUUUGAAGCUAGUUCUUUUAACUGUUAUCUAUAUAUACAUAUGUAAGUAUAUGUAUAUAUUUGUAAUUUGUUUCACACACGUAGCAGUGUGUGUGAGAAUGUUGAUUAUGACAACUGUCUUUUACCUUUUGCUUUUUUAAUUGUUAAUUAUGUCGGUGCACUAAAGCCAAAAUCUACUGACUUUAAAGAGCCAAAUGUUAUUAUAUUGUGCUAGAAAUAGAGUACUUGUCUUGUAAAUAAGGAAAAAUCCCAGGGGAAUGGACCCGUUUUCUUCUUGAAUCUUUUUUCUAAUGUCUUGCGGUUUUGCACGUAUGCACUUUCUGUUUGCCGACUCUCCCAUAGCAUGCAUCGUGUAUGUCAAGCAGAGCAUUUGUAGAAGGGGGAAAACCAGCUCUAGAUCUGUUGCUGGUAUUCAUCUACACUGUGAACUAAUACUGCCUUGAGAAUGCAUAAAAGUCUAGGCUUUAUUGUAGCGAUUACAAAAUCUUAUACACCAACAAUUUGAGUAGGAAUCUUUCAGUAAUGUGACCUUUCCUUUGCUGGUAUUAAAAUAAUCACAGGUAUUUAUUUUCUGUGCCACAUUUGCUUGAAUAUGUGAUUUCAUUCAUUUUAUCAAAUUCGGUGGAAAUCGAAUGAGAUGUGCAUUGUGAAGCUUGUUCUAUCAAUAAUGCAUAAUAAUUUUAGGUAACUCCUUUAAUAUGCAGUAGUGGCUUCUUAUGAGUAAUGAAACAUGCAGAUGGCAAAAUGUCCAGAAAUAAGAGAGUAACAUAUUUUAGUAAAGGGGAGUGUUAGCUUUGGCUUCUGAAUCAGGACAUUGCUGGGCUGAAACUGAAAAUUUACAAGGGUCAUCCAGGAAAAAUAUAAGGCGUAAUUGUAGCUUUGCUUUUAUUAUUAUAAAGUAUUUGUUGCUCUUCAGCUUAUUAAAAGUUUGAAUCCCCUCCCAUUUAUUUCAUCCCGUCAAUAUUUGUAAUACGCUAAUCACACCUUUGAUCAACUUUAUUUUUAUUUAUUUAUUUAU